Messenger RNA from Gamsiella multidivaricata, 721 nucleotides. RefSeq lists its product as uncharacterized. The transcript has a single exon. Lineage: Eukaryota; Fungi; Mortierellomycota; Mortierellomycetes; Mortierellales; Mortierellaceae. The record is from RefSeq and is a predicted model, not a curated record. The coding region runs from base 63 to 449 and encodes 128 amino acids.
AGAGAGAGAUGAAUGGAGGAGAGGUUGUGAGUGGCAUUAGCGAAAGCUGAUCAUACCUCUGUAUGCCUUCCUACCCGGGCUCCCCUGAUCUGCUCGUUGGAUCGAUGGAUGUGGUCCCACUGCCAGUUGCGACUUCGAGACCGAGUUCACCCCUGUUUCAAGAUGGUAUACAUCCCUCACAACCAUUAAAGUUCAUCCUUGCACCAUUUACCUUGACUUCCUUGCUCUCCAUAGUACCCAUCCUUGUUUCUCCACCUGUUCCCUUGCCUAGUCUUCGCUGUUAUUAUAACACCCUUGUUUCCUUGUUCCUCCCCUUGUCACUUGCCCUGUUCAUCACUCGUUUCUUUGAUCCCACUUAUUGCUAUUACAAUCCCCCACAACUACUGCAAUUUAUUCGCGCACCUUUUGCCUUGACCCUCCGGCUCUCCCUUACCCACUUCCUUGUUUAACUUGCGUCACUUUGCCAUCCCUGUUUAUAUCUCACCUGACCCUGGCACCCUCAACCCCGCUACCCCUUCCUAUGCCGAGUUCGCUCGCUUGGCCACAAAGGAAUUCAGCCCGCUAACCUCAAGGAACACCUCCUCAGCUAUAUCGUACUCUUAAAACGGACGACCCUCACCACCACGGAGGACCCUUUAUGGUCUCAACAAACUGUUGAAGUUAGGUGCUGCAAUUGAGCAGCAACCCUUUUUAAAUAAGGAAAAAAGAGAAGGAAGACAGG